Pocillopora damicornis (cauliflower coral) is the source of this 4964-nucleotide messenger RNA. RefSeq lists its product as uncharacterized. Gene Ontology annotation, cellular component: cytoplasm. The record is from RefSeq and is a predicted model, not a curated record. NCBI's taxonomy places the organism in Eukaryota, Metazoa, Cnidaria, Anthozoa, Scleractinia, Pocilloporidae. Gene Ontology annotation, molecular function: zinc ion binding; ATP binding; DNA binding.
UAGGUAUAAUUCAUUACGCGUGGCUUGCUUCAUCCAAAUUCUGAGAAAAACGGAAGUUGAGUGCGAUUCUUGGAAAGCGUAACGCUAGUAAGUGACGAUCUCUGUUGCCCUUCGACUGUCUAUAAAUGCUACGCGUACUUCAUGUGAUGUACCUCUCUCUUAAAGAACGAAACCAACGCACACCAACUUGAUCGAGGAGAUUUUCACGUUGGUUUAAGGUCUGCCAUUUUGUAGUCAUGGCGCUGCAUUACUCUCCACAACUGUUUGAUGUAAACACGAAUUCUCAGUUGAAGAUGUUGAAUUUUAUGGAGAGUACAUCGUUCUUUGACAAGAGCUGUGGUCAGCAAACGGCGAAGUUUUUCAAUGGCUUUCCUCAACCGUUUGGAUUUGACGAUAGAGCGAACAUUUUAGAAGCUCGUUCUGCUCCAACAAGCAAUUCAGAGCUCUUCACUAAUGGUAUAUUUGCCUCGACAAAUGGGAUUCCUAGCUUUGGGCUGUCAAAUGGCCUCAGAAAGACCCAUGAUGUAACAGCCAUAAGCAAUGGUUAUGUUGAUUACCAAGUAAUAUCUCGCAAUGGUAUUCAUGGAACAGAGGAGCGUGAACCAAGCCCAGAACUGACGGUCGGUCACGGGAGACCAAAGUCUUCCCCGAGGCAACAGAAGCGAAGCGGCUCAGAUUUUGAGAAUGGCGAGAAUUUGAGUUACGGCUUAUUCCCGUUUACUCCAGAGACAAGCGACAAACUGAAGCAAAUUGAAACUCCAAGACAUGGUGUGACCAGCGAGAGACAGGGCACAGCCGACGUUAUCAACUCGCAAGUGCUCUCGGGUCUCAAUUCAUCAUUCGCCUUCAGACUUGGUGGCAAGGAGGGUAUCGCAGACCCAAUUCCUCGAAGAUGGUCCGAUGUAAGUCUUGAAAGGUAUUCAUCGAAAUCUCCACCUUUGCAUGGCAAAGCUCCAGGCUACCUUCAAAGGGCGUCCGUUAGGAGUCAUUCCGAAAGCGAAGUCGUUUCAUCAGGCUCCAACCUGAACGGACGUCAGCAAAUUCUACGCAGAAAUGUCCCAGAAGGAUCUUUGGGAUCCCAGCCAAAACUUGGAGACCUUCAAGAAAGUAUUCUUCAACUGUUGCAAAUGCAUGAACCGCUGGCACCCUUGCAGAUUGUCGAAGCUUUGGGCCGUGGGACAAGGGACGAGAUUCACCAGGCGCUUUGUGCACUCCAUACCAAGGAACGUGUCAAAGCUUUCCAAACCAAUGGGACGACAGUAUGGGCCUUGAUUUCGCAACCUACCUGUGAUUGGCGAGCGAGUCCAGGGGUCAUCGGUGGCGAAAGAAACAAGAAGUUUUUUGGACGGGGUUCUUUUGAAGAACUCUACGGCCUACCAAGGAGGAAUUUUUCUGUUCUUGGAUACGAUAAUAGACCAAGGAAAGCCCCACGUGCCAUCGAUGGCCAGAAGGUAUGGCUGCGUUCUAAUGGACACAGUCCAACACCAGUUGAAAAGAAUUCUUGGACUUACUGCAGAUUGUGCAAAUUUUCGUUUGCCUCGGAAUCACAAUAUGAGGAGCACCUUCGCACUACGAAGCAUCAAAACAAAGUGGCCAAGUUUAGUCCGACUUCCUACAAGAAGUACUGCGAGUUCUGCAACGUGAACCUGAAUUCCGAGUCGCAAGCCAACGAGCACUUCAACAGCGCUAGACACGAACAGACUGUGGCCAAGUCGCAAAAAGCACCCCCACAGCAACAUCUGCCACUGAUCAAAGCCCCCAAGGAAUUUUUCAUGGAGCAGUUCACAAGCACCCAGCCGUUUAAUUACCAGUUAGAGUUGUAUAGAAAAGCUAUGUUGACCAAUGGUGUUUGCUUUUUACCAACUGGAACGGGGAAAACACUUGUAGCUGCUCAGGUCAUUGCCCACAUGCUGAAGUUAAACCCAUCUCGACAAGUGGUGUUCUUGGUGGAUCGAGUUCUCCUCGUUCUCCAACAAAGCGACUACCUUAGAAAGGAACUGGGACAUAUUCGAGUAGCAGACGAGCGAGGGUCUUUUGAGAGCACCAGGUCUAUCCGCAUUGGAGCGGUCUGCGGGGAAAUGAGGAAACUGGAGGGAAACGCACGCAUUUACGAGCAGGACGUGCUGAUCAUCACAGCCGACUGCUAUCGGAAUCAUCUGAAUAAUGGCACCCUUCGCUUUGAUGACGUGUCUUUGAUUGUGUUGGAUGAAGCACACCAUUGCAACAAGGAUCAUCCCUACAACGUCAUUAUUCGGGACUUUUAUCUCCAGGAAGAUGUCCAUCUGGGGCAUCGACCCAAGAUCCUUGGACUGACAGCAUCUCCAGCUGGGGAGACGUCUUUGGAAAAAACCACCAGAAGAUUACAAAGGCUAUUGGGAAACCUCGGAGAGGCGGAGCUGUUAGUCGUGACGAGGAAUGGGCUAGAACUGGAAGAGAAGACCAACAGGGCAACUCCUGACUGCAUCUCUGCUUCGUACACCACUCAAGAGAGUAAUCUCUUGGAAAUUCUCGUGAAAUAUGUCACUAAAGCGUUCAACCUGACCGUUCGUUUGAGCGACAUGAAGGACUUCAAAGACAUUUUUCAACCUUCCUCUGGAGGUCCGUUCAGCUUCGAUGACAUCUACCCAGUUCUUGGUGUCAUUGACAAUAUCUUACUCUCGCAACCUGAGUCCAACGCGUUGAACGCCUUGCUUCACUUCCAGCUGCUCUGUGAGGCUGUAUGCACUUUGCAGGAGUGUGGUGAACAAAUAGCGUUGUAUCAAAUGACAGAGCUUGCACAAGAGGCAUGUCCUCACGGCUUCCAUUGGGCAGAAAGUAUGGGUCUUCCCUGCGGCGAAGUCAGGGCAUAUUUGGAGCAUUAUCUCAGACAAGGUUUUCCAUCGAUCAUUGAAUGUAGAAACUCAGGAGCAGAGCGGCUCAUGGAACAGUUAGUGAGAAUAAACUGGACCGGAGUUAUCGGUCGAAGCAGUUGUCUUGCCCUGGUACUCGUCAAACGACAACACACUGCACGAUGUUUGUCGGAGUAUCUUUCAAAUCAAGGCGAGCUUAUUUCUCGCGGUGUAAGGACCACAUUCAUAAAUGCUGGCAGAUCAGCGGAUAAAGGACUGACUUAUCCCUUGGAAAUAGACCCAGUCGCACAAACACGCGAGGGAAAAUUUCAGAUUGUCGUCACUACAAGCUUAGCCGAGGAGGGACUGGACCUCCCUGAGCCCCAGUGGGUGUUCCAUAUGGAUCCGUCAAGCCCGGUCCAAGCCCUCCGGGAGAUACGCGGUCGAGCACCCCUAAAUGGAUCCAGGUUUGUUGCUAUCUGCCGGAACAACGAACAGACCAAGAAAAUUGACGAUUUGUUAAAGCGAGAGGAAAAUAUGAAGCGCUCCUCAAAACUCAUAAUAAGUAAUUUGUGAGUAAUCUGUCAGUUUCAAAUGAAUCUUUCAGUCCAGUCCACUAAUCUUAUUUUAUCGGGUGUUCAAAUGUUAAAAAAUCGAUCGAAAUAUCGCUGAGUUAAUGUAUCCUGGCUGUUUACGAAGCCCGACUAAAUCAGGAAAUGCGGCGUCUUUGUAAGAACAAUGUGUUUGAACCCAAAUUUACAAAAAAAAAAAGACUCAUAAUCUUUAAAAGUAUAGGGAAGGAAACAUGAAAUUACAUUCACGAGUUGCGAGGAAAAUCGUCAUAUACGAGAGUCUUGAUUUAAGAAUACUGCGUUCGAAUUUUUCCUCUAUGAACAGCCAUAGACCAAUGAAACAUUGCUAUCUUUUAUUUGAUUACCAUUUAUCCAUAAAAGUCUUACCAUUGUCAGUAAGAUGUUACAUACGCAAGAGAGAUUGGGAUCAAUAUCAGUACCUGGGCAACUGCCCACCUACCCCUUCCCUAACCCAACAUUAACCCUUACUUGUAAUCAAUUGACUGUUGUUGAGUUAGGGGAGGGGUAGGUGGGCAGUUACCCAGGUACUGAUAUUGAUCCAGAGAUUGUUAAUAUCGUUGGUACUAUUUCGCUUUUAUUUUGGGGUUAAUAAUAUUCAAGGAGAAAUUGAAUUAAUAAGUUUUAUUUGAUAUAUGACAACAAGUGUAGGUUUGAUCCGGACAGAAAAAGGCUAACCUUCCGGGUUUGUCAUAUGAAGCGAAAACAAUUGAUCUAAAUUGUAAUGAAUUAAAUCAAAGGCGAAAUUGAAUAAUGGCAAGAUUAUAUUUGAGUGCCUAAUUUAAAUGUCCAUACAUCCCUAUUUACACAGUUUGAUUAACAAUAUGUGGUGAGUUGCUUUGAGUAAAUUUAAUUCCGAACUCGCAGACCUUUUUACAGCUUAUUGGCGCCAUCAUAAUUUCGCUGGUAACUUUGAGCUUCGAGGUUGUUCUUAAGAAUCUUUUAUAUUACAUUUAUUUCUUCAUUGCGUAGUUAUGUUCAUAAAAUAUGGCGCCUUACGCUGAAAUUAAGUCUUUUGAUCAAUGGAACUUGUUGUUAAAUAUGAAGAAAGUCUUCAGAUUUGAACUGUUUAAACCCAAUGUGUUUGAUACGUAUCAAAAGAAAGGAGACUUUGACCGCGAUUUCAGUAUUCCACGCGGAUGUAUUUUUCGAUUGCUACGGGAUUACAGCAAAAAUUUAAUACGAAAUCGCAUUUCACUAAUGUGCAUAAAUGUCCAGAUAGUCGUAGAGACUUUUUAGAAGUAAAGAAUAAGCUGUUUUUGUAGAAUUUUCGCACGCUGAGCAUCAUGAACGAGAAAAUUAAACAGAAUUUGAAACUUAUUCAAAAACAUUCCUUCCUUUUUUUUUUCAAUUUGAUCUUUAAAUCCUCACGAAAAUUUUCAGGAUCAGUCAUGUCAGGUUUGAUGUCAAAAAACUAUAUUAAAAAAGUAUUUUAGGUCUAGGUAAUGCAGAUUGUUGGACUGCCAAAUAAGUUUUGAAAAGCAACAAGAACAGCGGAAUAGUGUACUGAUAUCAAAGAAGUCAUGUCGUUGUUACUACGGUUCGG